Molecule: messenger RNA, 488 nt
Organism: Staurois parvus
Lineage: Eukaryota; Metazoa; Chordata; Amphibia; Anura; Ranidae
Source: the annotation of a GenBank genome assembly
AUAUACACUAUAUUGCCAAAAGUAUCGGGAAACCCUUCCAAAUCAUUGGAUUCAGCUGUUCCAAUCACUUCCAUGGCCACAGGUGUAUAAAAUCAAGCACCUAGGCAUACAUACUGCUUCUAUAUAAAUUUGUGAAAGAAUGGGUCACUCUAAGGAGCUCAGUGAAUUCAAGCGUGGUACCAUGAUAGGUUGCCACCUGUGCAAUAAGUCCAUCUGUGACAUUUCCUUGCUACUAAUUAUUCCACGGUCAACUGUUAGUGGUAUUAUAACAAAGUGGAAGCAACUGGGAACAACAGCAACUCAGCCACCAAGUGGUAGGCCACGUAAAAAUGACAGAGUGGGGUCAGCACAUGCUGGAGCACACAGUGCGCAGAAGUUGGCAACUGUCUACAGAGUCAAUAGCUAGAGACCUCCAAACUUCAUGUGGUCUUCAGAUUAGCACAACAACAGUGUGUAGAGAGCUUAAUGGAAUGGGUUUCCAUGGCCGA